Messenger RNA from Pelobates fuscus (common spadefoot toad), 650 nucleotides. RefSeq names its product allograft inflammatory factor 1-like. Lineage: Eukaryota; Metazoa; Chordata; Amphibia; Anura; Pelobatidae. Gene Ontology annotation, biological process: actin filament bundle assembly; ruffle assembly. Gene Ontology annotation, cellular component: actin filament; ruffle membrane. The coding region runs from base 1 to 594 and encodes 197 amino acids. The record is from RefSeq and is a predicted model, not a curated record. Gene Ontology annotation, molecular function: actin filament binding; calcium ion binding. The transcript has 6 exons.
AUGGACUAUAAUCACAACAAACUGCUGGGAAAAUUUCAAAGAUUGGAACUGGACAUUGAUUAUGCCAACAAGGAGUAUCUUGGAGAUGAGCCAUUCCAGGACAUUACAGACCUGUCUGCCAAGCUGUAUAAACUCAAAUGUGCAUUCCUGCAAUAUGAUAUUAAUGGCAGUGGAGAAAUUGAUUACAUGACCUUCCAUGUCAUGGCACAAGGGCUUGGUAUCUAUAGAUCUAUGUCAGAGUUGAAGAAACGGGUACAGGAGAUAACUGGUAAUAAAACUUGUUUUAUCACUUACAAAGACUGUGCAAUGGCCAUGUUGGGUCGUCGAUCUACUAUGUGCCAACGGAUACUGACUUACAGUGAAAAAGGUGGAGAGUUUGUGAGAAGACCCUGCUUAUUGGACAGUAAAGCUCCCAGCUAUGUCAGUUACCUGGAAUUUGCUGUACAUCCUUCUCGUAACAUGCCUUUAUCUCCUGUUCAAUACUUUCCUCCACCUCCUCCACCAUCUCCUGCUGACAUGGAUGUAUUUUCAGUCACCAGGACCUUUUCUACAGCUCACCAUUCUUUUGGAAAACUGAAGCGUGGUCUUGAGUAGCAAUUUAGAUGUCUUGUCUUGUCUUCACUUAAGAGUUUUUUGUGUUAUUUUUUUUU